Acanthopagrus latus (yellowfin seabream) is the source of this 3729-nucleotide messenger RNA. RefSeq names its product phosphoglucomutase 5 (gene pgm5). The record is from RefSeq and is a predicted model, not a curated record. Gene Ontology annotation, biological process: striated muscle tissue development; carbohydrate metabolic process; myofibril assembly. The transcript has 11 exons. NCBI's taxonomy places the organism in Eukaryota, Metazoa, Chordata, Actinopteri, Spariformes, Sparidae. Gene Ontology annotation, molecular function: phosphoglucomutase activity; magnesium ion binding. Gene Ontology annotation, cellular component: adherens junction; sarcolemma; cell-substrate junction. The coding region runs from base 1200 to 2903 and encodes 567 amino acids.
UAACACCUACAGCGGCACUUUUUUACUCCCUACACGUUUAAAACAGGCUCCUCACUUUGAUUUGAAUGCACUUAAGGGGAAUCAUCGAUGAUUUACGACGUUUCAUCAACACAAUCAUGUCGAUAUUUGACGUCCUGAGAGCCAGAUUCAACCAUCUUUCUGGUGCGUUCACGAACAGCUCGGACAAAUUCAACUCAUUCUACCUUCAAGUUUGAAUUGUAUUGAUGUGACGCGGCCAAUAUAAAAUGUCCUUCAGAAGAAUGCUUUUAACUUUCAGAGUCCACUUCAGAGCCUGUACUUUCACACCUUUACUGCCACCUCUGCUGUUCAUUCAGAUUAUUUCAGGUUCGUUUUGUUGUGGGACUGACAAUCACAGGCUUUUCUCGUCGGUGCAGAACACAGUUCAGUUCUGUCUCCUGGCCUCAAGGUCGCACUGUUUACCAGAUAUUGGAGCGGACCUUGAUUCGGACAGAUCCCGACGCUUAUGUGAGGAACCUUCCUGACUCGGUUGCAAGAUAAGAAUUUCAGUGGCGCAGAUUUAAAAGCUUAAGUUAUGACUAUGCUGGAAAAAACUGCUGAUGAAAAGAAGACUCUGGCAGGGAAGAUGGUACCAGUGUAACAGAACCAACUUCAGUGUGACUAAAUGAAGUCCUGCUGUCACCCUCCUCUUAUAGACCCUCUGAGAGGGACCACAGCCGCUGCUCAUGCCUUCAUACAGCACAGACACAGGCAGUGUCCGGUUGCAGGCCGGUCCCGACACAAUUCCCCUCUGCCAUCAGUCAAAGGUCUAUUUUUGGCCGGAGGGCUCAGCUGAUUGUGGGCCUUGAAGAUCCUGGCCCUCCCUGAUUUUUUUCUUCCCUUUUUUUCUCCUUAGUAGUAGUCAGUUGUUCGGGCUUAUUAGGAAAAAGAGGGAGUUGUCUAGCAGCAGAGGAGAGUUGUGCUGAGUGAGGGAUGCAGCUCUCCAGGCUGUCGGUGACAUUUUAACUCCAGCUCACUGCAGUCAGCUGAUCUGGGCGCGGGGCUGCUCUCCUCCUCCCUCAGCCCCACAAGCCAGACCCGCUCCAUCUCUUCAGGGGCCCUGCUCUCACUCUGAGGACCACCACCACCACCACCACCACCAGGAGGAGGAAGAAAAAAACUCCACCUCAACUAACUUUUCUUUGAGCGGCAGUCCUCCGCGUUGGGUCCCGACGAGGAGGAUGGAGACGAGCCCCAUCCCGGUGGUGACGGUCCAAACCGCCCCCUUCGACGACCAGCGGCCCGGCACCAGCGGGCUGCGGAGGAAGACGGCGGUGUUCGAGGGGAAGAAGAACUACCUGCAGAACUACAUCCAGAGCCUGCUGUCCUCCAUCGACCUGCGGGACCGGCAGGGCUGCACCAUGGUGGUGGGCAGCGACGGCCGCUACUUCAGCAGGGCCGCCACCGAGCUGAUAGUGCAGAUGGCAGCUGCCAACGGGAUUGGUCGUCUGGUAAUCGGCCACAAUGGCCUCCUGUCCACGCCUGCUGUUUCCUGCAUCAUCAGGAAGAUCAAGGCCAUAGGCGGGAUCAUCCUCACAGCCAGUCACAACCCCGGAGGCCCCAGUGGAGACUUUGGGAUCAAGUUCAACGUGGCAAAUGGAGGCCCGUCUCCGGACACAGUGAUGGAGAGGAUCCACCAGGUGAGCCGGACGCUCGAGGAGUACGCCAUCUGCCCCGAUCUCCGCAUCGACCUGUCCAGGCUGGGAAGACACGAAUUUGACCUGGAGAACAAGUUCAAACCUUUCAGAGUUGAGAUCGUAGACUCAGUUGAGGUGUAUCUACAGAUGCUGCGAAACAUCUUCGACUUCAGUGCCAUUAAAAGUCUUCUCACAGGACCAGAUCAGCUCAAGAUACACAUAGAUGCCAUGAAUGGAGUGAUGGGCCUGUAUGUGCGCCGGAUCCUGUGCGAUGAGUUGGGAGCUCCGGCUAACUCGGCCGUCAACUGCGUCCCCCUGGAGGACUUCGGAGGCCGACCUCCGGAGCCCAACCUGACCUACGCCACCUCUCUGGUAGAUGCCAUGAAGGGAGGUGACUUUGGCUUCGGAGCAGCGUUUGAUGCGGAUGGGGAUCGGUACAUGAUCCUCGGAGAAAACGGCUUCUUCGUGAGCCCGUCGGACUCAGUGGCCAUCAUGGCUGCCAACCUCUCAACCAUCCCCUACUUCAGACAGCAGGGAGUGAGGGGCUUCGCCAGGAGUAUGGCCACAAGCACCGCACUCGACAGGGUAGCCAAAGCCAUGAAACUGGCGCUGUAUGAGACUCCGACAGGCUGGAGGUACUUUGGGAACCUGAUGGAUUCCGGGCGUUGUUCCCUCUGUGGGGAGGAGAGCUUUGGAACAGGAUCAGACCACAUUCGUGAGAAAGAUGGCCUGUGGUCCGUGUUGGUGUGGCUGUCCAUCAUGGCCGCCAGGAAACAGGGCGUGGAGCAGAUCGCCAGGGAACACUGGGCCAAGUUCGGACGGAACUACUUCUGCAGGUUUGACUACGAAGGCCUGGACCCGCGCGCAGCCUUCUACCUGAUGAGGGAUCUGGAGGCGGUUAUCUCAGACAAAGCCUUCACCAGCCAGAAGUUCGCCGUAGGGGACCACAUAUACAGCGUGGAGAGGACCGACAACUUUGAGUACAUCGACCCCGUGGAUGGAACGGUGGCUCGAAACCAGGGUUUAAGGAUCGUCUUCAACGAUGCGGCCCGCCUGGUGUUUCGUAUGAGCGGGAGCGGUGGAGGGAUGGGCGCUACCAUCCGGAUUUAUGCGGAGAGCUUCGAGAGAGACCCCGAGAGACACAGCAGAGAGACACAGGUGGUGCUGGGCCCUCUCAUCGCCAUCGCUCUGAAGAUCUCCAACAUCCACGAGAGGACGGGGCGCCGCGGCCCCAACGUCAUCACAUGAGCAACCCGGGAAACGACAUGCAGGCACACACAUGCAUCUACCUGCUCACAUCGAGAAAAAUACCUUUUUUCCUGUGCUUUUCUUUUUUCUUUUGUGUCUGUAGCCUCAUUCCCAUUUUUUUUUCCAUUUGUCUCUAAAUGACGACUAAACUGUGGGUGCUUUAUUUCUUUAAAAAAGGAAAAUGAAUGUUGCACUCUGUUCUCGGAAUUGUUUAUCGACCACUGUUAUCUGUCGGCUUUGGAAAACUUCAAAUAUUCAGCGUCUAAACCAGGAAGGCUAUUUAAUUAUAACUAUUGUAAACAGCAAAAACAUGAAUGUGCAGACCGACUGUUAAUGUUUGUGCCUUGCUUUUAUCCAGAAGCUUCGACUAAAGGAGCCUCAAGAGUCUUUUUUUUUUAAUUCACCUGUGCCUGUUUUUGUGUAACAGUGCAGUCACUCCUCAUAUUGCUUGUACCUGCUCUCUUAUAUACGUCACAGUGUUUUUUCAUUUCCAGCCGUUUCAUGCAGAAGUAAUCCAGCUCUUGUCUAAAUGUAAAAAUAAAACAGGCAUCGCGUCGCAACCAAUAUAUCAGUGAACUGAAUUUCAAUUAGUGUUCGUGCAUAUCUUGACUCCUGUUUACCCAAGAAAUGUAAAAUAACUGAAUAGCAAGUCACAGGUAAUGAGAAAGGAAAUAAAUAUACUUUAGAGUUGUUAUCUGAUUGGGCUUUUCCUUUUGAUUUGUCAGUUUAGGCCUUUUGGUGUACAACCACAUUUGAAUAUAUUAUUUCAUUUUCUUUUCUUUUUUUUUUUUUUUUAAUCCAAAUAAAGUUUUUUCUGUGUGUAGUG